AUGACUCCCCACGUGACCGUGUCCUCUCCACCUCACGCCAACACCUCUCACACGCCUCCUCCACGUCACGUAUGUGCCAACUGCAAAACAACGGCCACUCCUCUAUGGCGUCGAGACGAAGAUCUUAACGUUCUUUGUAAUGCAUGUGGCCUGUUUAAAAAACUGCACCACGGUAGAGCAAGACCUCUGGCCCUGCAUCGUCGCACACGUCAUCCGGCACCCGGCAUCCUCGGUAACACAAGUCUGCGCAAAAACAGACUGUGUUCGCCCGGUGGGACCCACGAUAUCAUAUCCAUGACUGUUACGCCUCGUCGUGCGAGCGCCAAUGCCAUUAAGGGCGGUGCAACUGCAACUGCAACUGCAACUGCAAAUGCAAAUGCAAAUGCAAAUGCAAAUGCAACUGCAACUGCAACUGCAAAUGCAAAUGCAAAUGCAAAUGCAAAUGCAACUGCAACUAUCACAUCCUCAAACCCUUCACCAAGCAGGCUGCCGCAUCUCUCCUCGCUCAUCCACGUAUCCACUCCCUCCCCACCAGCAGACCAACCUCUCGCAUCCACAUCCACAUCAUUGAAAAUAUCCCUCCCCCUCCCCCUCCCCCUCCUAUCCCCUCCAUAG
This is a messenger RNA of Henningerozyma blattae CBS 6284, 615 nucleotides long. RefSeq names its product GATA-type transcription factor. The record is from RefSeq and is a predicted model, not a curated record. Gene Ontology annotation, biological process: positive regulation of transcription by RNA polymerase II; negative regulation of transcription by RNA polymerase II. NCBI's taxonomy places the organism in Eukaryota, Fungi, Ascomycota, Saccharomycetes, Saccharomycetales, Saccharomycetaceae. The coding region runs from base 1 to 615 and encodes 204 amino acids. Gene Ontology annotation, molecular function: DNA-binding transcription factor activity, RNA polymerase II-specific; zinc ion binding; RNA polymerase II cis-regulatory region sequence-specific DNA binding. The transcript has a single exon.